UCCCACCCCCCGGAGUCCCCGCCCCCCUCCCCCGAUUUGCAUCCCGCAGGCCCCGCCCCCCAAGAUGGCCGACCCCAUCAUGGACCUCUUUGACGACCCCAACCUGUUCGGCCUCGACCCCCUCCCCCCCGAGGAGCUCGUGGCCCCGCCCCCGGCCCCGCCCCCUCCCUCCUCGGCGGCCCCGCCCCCUGCCGACCCAUUGGCCGAGGCCUUGGGGCUCUCGGGGGCGCUGGACCCGCCCCCAAAUCUGCCCCAAAACCCCCCGGAUUUGCCCCAAAAUCUGCCCCAAAACCCCGCCCAGCCCGAGCCGGAAGUGCUGAGUCAGGGCAAUCCCUUCAUGGGCGUGUCCGCCCCGCCCCCCGCGGCCCCGCCCACCCAGGCCCCGCCCAAAAUCGUCAUCCUCAAAGCCCCGCCCCCCGCCGGGGCAGGGGGAGGCCCCGCCCCCGCGGCCACGCCCAAUGGCGGGAAAGUCACCUUGGCCAAGGUGUUGGCCCCGCCCACCGUGCGGGCGGGGGGCGUGGCUGCGGCAGGAGGGGGCGUGGCUUCGUCAGCAGCAGGAGGCGUGGCCUCGGCGGCAGGGGGCGGGGCCAGGCAGGUGAAGCAGCUGCUGCUGCAGCCCCUGAAGGCGGCGACGUCAGCGGGGGGCGGAGUCACGGCUGGGGCCACGCCCCUGAAACACCUGGGGAGCCUGGGGCCCGCACAGGGCGAGUCCAAGCGCAUCACCCUGGUGCUCCAGCAGACCCCCGGUGCCACGCCCGGCCAGCGCCACGUCGUCCUGGGCACCCUGCCCGGCAAGCUCCUCCUCCAGGGCGGGGCCGCGGCCACGCCCGGCGCCACGCCCAAGGCCGCGCCCGGCGCCGGCCCGGCCAAGGUGGUGACCAUCCAGCUGCAGGUGCAGCCUCCGGCCGCGGCCGGACAGCCCGGCGCCGGACAGAAGCUGCAGCUGCUGCAGCCGGGGGCGGGGCCGGUGGGCGUGGCCCAGGUGCCGCAGGUGGUGGGCGGGGCCGGGCAGAGGCUGACGGUGCCGCUCAAGGUGGUGCUGCAGCCGCAGGCCGGCUCCUCCUCCAGCCCCACCUCCGCCGGCCUCUCGGUGGUCAAGGUGCUGAGCGGCUCCGAGAUGACCACACUGACCGCUACCCCCACGCCGUCCCCCCGCGUGGCCGGAGGCGGCGCCUCGGACGAGAGCCGUCGGCUGGAGCACCAGAAGAAGCAGGAGAAGGCGAACCGGAUCGUGGCCGAGGCCAUCGCGCGCGCCCGCGCCCGCGGCGAGCAGAACAUCCCGCGCGUGCUCAACGAGGACGAGCUGCCCAGCGUCCGGCCGGACGACGAGAGUGACCGCAAGCGCCGGCGCAAGGAGCGGCCGGCCGCCAAGGAGGAGCGGCCGCGGAGGGGCAAGGGGCAGGGCCGCAGCAAGGCCAGGGCCAAGGCCAGCACCAUCACGCCGGUGGUCAGCAAGAAGCGCAAGCGCAACGCCAGCUCGGACAAUUCGGACUCGGAGGCGCUGCCGGCGCCGUCCCCGCGCCAGGACGACGACGGCGGGGGCGGCGGAGGGGGCGGAGUCCAGAAGCGCCGCUCGAACCGGCAGGUGAAGAGGAAGAAGUACACCGAGGACCUGGACAUCAAGCUGACGGACGACGAGGAGCUGGACGAGGAGCUGGACGUGACCGGGCCGGCGGCGCCGCGGCCGGAGAGCGCUGACCCCGAGCGGCCGCCGGCGCUGACCCCGCUGACCGCGGACGGGGAGGGCGCGGACGCGGCGCUGCCCUCCAUGCAGUUCUUCGUGGAGAACCCGAGCGAGGAGGACGCGGCCAUCGUGGACAAGGUGCUGUCCAUGCGCGUGGUCAAGAAGGAGCUGCCCUCGGGUCAGUCGGUGGAGGCCGAGGAGUUCUUCGUCAAGUACAAGAACUACUCGUACCUGCACUGUGAGUGGGCGACGAUCGCGCAGCUGGAGAAGGACAAACGGAUCCACCAGAAACUGAAACGCUUCAAGACCAAAAUGAACCAAAUGCGGCAUUUCUUCCACGAGGACGAGGAGCCGUUCAACCCCGACUACGUGGAGGUCGAUCGGAUCCUGGACGAGUCCCACAGCGUGGACAAGGACAACGGCGAGCCCGUGGUGUAUUACCUGGUGAAAUGGUGCUCGUUGCCGUACGAGGACAGCACCUGGGAGCUGCAGGAGGACGUGGACGAGGCCAAGGUGGCCGAGUUCAAGCGGAUCCAGGCGCGGCACCCCGAGCUCAAGAGACAGCCCCGCCCCCAGGCCGGCGCCUGGAAGAAGCUCGAGGCCUCGCACGAGUACAAGAACCACAACCAACUGCGGGAGUACCAGCUGGAGGGCGUCAACUGGCUGCUCUUCAACUGGUACAACAGGCAGAACUGCAUCCUGGCGGACGAGAUGGGGCUGGGCAAGACGAUCCAGUCGAUCGCGUUCCUGCAGGAGGUGCACGGCGCAGGUGUGCGCGGGCCCUACCUGGUGAUCGCGCCGCUCUCCACCAUCGCCAACUGGGAGCGCGAGUUCGGCACCUGGACGCACCUGAACACCAUCGUGUACCACGGCAGCCUGGCCAGCCGGCAGAUGAUCCAGCAGUACGAGAUGUACUGCAAGGACGCCAAGGGCCGUCUGAUCCCAGGUGCGUACAAGUUCGACGCGCUCAUCACCACGUUCGAGAUGAUUCUCUCCGACUGCCCCGAGCUGCGCGAGGUCCAGUGGCGCUGCGUGGUCAUCGACGAGGCGCACCGGCUCAAGAACCGGCACUGCAAGCUGCUGGACAGCCUGAAGCACAUGGACCUGGAGCACAAGGUGCUGCUCACGGGCACACCUUUGCAGAACACGGUCGAGGAGCUCUUCAGCCUCCUGCACUUCCUGGAGCCGUCGCAGUUCCCGUCCGAGGCCGAGUUCCUCAAGGACUUCGGGGACCUCAAAACCGAGGAGCAGGUGCAGAAGCUGCAGGCGCUGCUGAAGCCCAUGAUGCUGCGGCGCCUCAAGGAGGACGUGGAGAAGAACCUGGCGCCCAAGCAGGAGACCAUCAUCGAGGUGGAGCUGACCAACGCGCAGAAGCGCCUGUACCGCGCCAUCCUGGAGAGGAACUUCGCCUACCUGGCCAGGGGGGCGGGGCACGGCAACGUGCCCAACCUGCUCAACACCAUGAUGGAGCUGCGCAAGUGCUGCAACCACCCCUACCUCAUCAACGGUGCGGAGGAGCAGAUCGUGGCCGAGCUGAGGUCCUCCCUGCCCGCGCUGCCCGGCCCCGAGCUGGCCCUGCAGGCCCUGGUGCGCUCGGCCGGCAAGCUGGUGCUGCUGGACAAGCUGCUGCCGCGGCUGCGCGCCGGCGGCCACAAGGUGCUGGUCUUCUCGCAGAUGGUGCGCUGCCUGGACAUCCUGGAGGACUACCUCAUCCAGAAACGGUACCCGUACGAGCGCAUCGACGGGCGCGUGCGGGGCAACCUGCGCCAGGCCGCCAUCGACCGCUUCAGCCGGCCGGACUCGGACCGGUUCGUGUUCCUGCUGUGCACGCGGGCGGGCGGGCUGGGCAUCAACCUGACGGCGGCCGACACCUGCAUCAUCUUCGACUCGGACUGGAACCCCCAGAACGACCUCCAGGCGCAGGCGCGGUGCCACCGCAUCGGGCAGAGCAAGGCGGUCAAGGUUUACCGGCUGAUCACCAGGAACUCGUACGAGCGCGAGAUGUUCGACAAGGCCAGCCUGAAGCUGGGCCUGGACAAGGCCGUGCUGCAGUCCAUGAGCGGCCGCGACGGCUCCAUCGCUGGGAUCCAGCAGUUCUCCAAGAAGGAGAUCGAGGACCUGCUGCGCAAGGGCGCCUACGCCGCCAUCAUGGACGAGGACGACGAGGGCGCCAAGUUCUGCGAGGAGGACAUCGAGCAGAUCCUGCUGCGGCGCAGCACCACCAUCACCAUCGAGAGCGAGGGCAAGGGCUCCACCUUCGCCAAGGCCAGCUUCGUGGCGUCCGAGAACCGCACGGACAUCGCGCUGGACGACCCCAACUUCUGGCAGAAAUGGGCCAAGAAAGCCGACCUGGACCUGGAGCUGCUCAACAGCAAGAACACGCUGGUCAUCGACACGCCGCGUGUCCGGAAGCAGACUCGCCACUUCAGCACGCUGCGGGACGAUGACCUGGUGGAGUUCUCGGACCUGGACAGCGACGAUGACCUCGAGCGGCCGGACAGGGCCGGGGCCGCGCCCCGGACGCGGCGUGGCGGCCACCACCACGGUCACCACCAUGGUCAUAGCGGUCAGCACGGUCAGCACGCGGCUCCGGCCGCUCCGGCCAGCCCAGCAACGCCGUUCGGGAGGAGCGACUGCGUGCGGGUGGAGAAGCACCUGAUGGUCUACGGGUGGGGCCGCUGGCGCGAGCUGGCCGCCCAGGGCCGCUUCAAGCGCCGGCUCUCGGAGCGGGACGUGGAGAGCCUGGGCCGGGCCAUCGUCCUGUUCUGCCUGCGGCACUUCCGCGGCGACGACGGCACCCGGGCGUUCGUGUGUGCGUUAUUGAGCCCUGGACACAAUAAUGGACGGGCCAGGACCAUGGCCGGACAGCACGGGUCGCUGCCGCGGGGCCGGAAGGGCCGGAAGGCGCCGAAGGUUCCGGAAGGUUCCGCGGGGGCCGAGUGGCUGCUGCAGGACGAGGGCUACCGGAAACACCUGCGGCACCACUGCGGCAAGCUGCUGCUCCGUGUGCGCGCCCUGCACUUCCUGCGGCACGAGGUGAUCGGGGACCAGGCCGAGCGCGUCCUGGCCGGGGCCAGCGCCAGCGACAUCCACAUCUGGUUCCCGCAGCUGGAGCAGCCGGAGCCGCCCUCGGCCUGGUGGGACCCCGAGGCCGACAAAUCCCUCCUGCUGGGGGUCUUCAAGCACGGUUACGAGCGGUACCACACCAUGCGGGCAGACCCCGCCCUGUGUUUCCUGGCCCGGGCCGGGGGUCCCGACGCCGCCGCCGUCGCGGCCGAGCAGCGCCUGGAGGGGCCCGAGGGGGCCGAGUUGGACAAAGACCCCGAGGACCCCGAGUACAAACCCCUGCCGGGAGGGGAGGAGAGCGACCCCCUGGCCGGGCUGGACGAGGAGAUCUCGGUGGUGGACGGCGACGAAGGCUCAGCAUCUUCAUCCUCCUCCUCCUCCUCCUCCUCCUCGUGGCCCUCAGCCCCCGCUCUGACCGCGCGGUUCCGCCGCCUGCUGGGGGCGCUGCAGGGCCGGGAGCCGCCCCCGGACCCCCAGACCCAAAACAGCAACAGCGAGAGGGGCAACAACAGCGAGAGGGGCAAUAACGGGGGCAACAACGGCCCCGGGGGCAACAACGGCCCCGAGAGGGGCAACAACACCGAGAGGAGGCGGCAGCGGCGCGGCCACGACCCCGCGCGCAGGGACAAACUGCAGCGCUGGACCAGACGGGAGCAGGCCGAUUUCCUGCGCGUGGCCUCCACGUUCGGGGUGGAGCUGGAGGCGGGCUCGGGGCGGUUCCGCUGGGCGCGGUUCCGGGCGCUGGCCGGGCUCGGGCGCCGCUCGGACGAGGAGCUGACGCGCUUCUACCACGGCUUCGUGGCCAUGUGCCGGCAGGUCUGCCGCCUGCCGCCCGCCCCCGGAGACGUGCCGCCCCCUCUGUCCCCACCGCCCCUGGCCGUGUCCCCGUCCCUGGCCCUGCGCUGCCUGCGGCGCCUGGCGCUGCUGCGCUGCCUGCGGGAGCGCGUGCUGCCCCACCCUGCGCUGGGGGCGCUGCUGGCGCGGCUGCCCCCGCCCGGGCCGGGCUCGCUGCUGCCGCCCUGGUGGCGGCCGGGGGUCCACGACGCGGCGCUGCUGCGGGCGGCGGCUCAGCACGGCCUGCGGGGGGCGCUGCUGCGCGGGGGCAUCGCCGCCGGACGGGACAUCAUGGACAAACGGGACAAGGGCGGCGGGACGCGACGGACAGAGAGGAGGAACCAAGAUGGAGGGGACAGCGAGGAGGAGGAGGAGGAGGAGGAGGAAGGCCCGGAGCCGCUGGGGGCCGAGGAUGAGGAGGAGGAGGAUGAGGAGGAGGAGGAGGAGGGGGAGGGGGAGGACGAGGAUUCCCCUCCCCCCUCGGGCGAGGGCGGGGCCCCCAGCGCGCCCCUCCCCCAGGCCACGCCCACCGCGGGGGCGGGGCCCCAGAACCUCCUCUAUUGGCCCAAGGAGCGGGCGCUGAUUCGCCGCCUGGACCUGAUCUGCCGGGCCGUGCUGGCGGCGGGGGAGGGGCCGCCCCCCCCCCAGGACCUGGGGGGGCUCCCGGAGCCGGCCCCGCCCCCGGCCCCGCCCGGCCCCGCCCCCCCGGCCAUGGCCCCGCCCCGCGGCCGCCACCCCGACAAGGAGUUCACCGUGCAGAUCAAGGACGAGGAAGGGCUCAAAUUGACCUUCCAGAAACAUCGGCUGGGGCCCAACGGGGCCCAACGGGCGCCCAACCCUCCCAAGAAAAACAGCAAGAAACUGGUGGAGCUGGAGCUGCGCUGCCUCGAGGGGCUCCGGGACCCCCCGGGAGACCCCGAGGGCGCCAUGGGGGCCCCUCCCCCCCACCGCGGAGACAACCCCGAAUUCGGGGACCCCCGGCUGCACCCGUUCGUGGAGCAGCGACGGGAAAAGUGGCACCGGAAAAAGUUCAUCCCCUCCCCCCCCUCAGGUUUGGACCUUUCCAAGAUGGUGGCGUUGAUGGGGGGCGGAGCCAGCGGCACAGGGGGCGUGGCCUCUCCCUCCUUAGCCCCGCCCCCGCGCUUCCGGCCGGAAGCAGAAGAGGAAGCGGAAGCAGGAAGUGGGUGCUGCCCCCUGCUGGCCGACCCCAUGCUGCCGCCCACUUCCGACUCGGAUUAAGCCCCGCCCCUUUCUCCUGCCGGGGCCACGCCCCCCUCCCCAUAUUUAUAUAAAUAUGUAAAAUGUCUCUGUGUCAUAGGGGGGCGGGGCGGGGGGCGGGGCUGAGCGGGGCGGGGCCGAGCGGGGCGGGGUCAGUGCGGGCAGGGCUGGCGGGAAGGGAGGGGCCUGGUGGGGUUUUUUUUUUAAUAAAAGGUUUGGAAAUGGA
Messenger RNA from Zonotrichia leucophrys gambelii, 7028 nucleotides. It is a transcript of the gene CHD8, whose product is annotated as chromodomain helicase DNA binding protein 8. The transcript has 38 exons. Lineage: Eukaryota; Metazoa; Chordata; Aves; Passeriformes; Passerellidae. Gene Ontology annotation, molecular function: ATP-dependent chromatin remodeler activity; ATP binding. The coding region runs from base 65 to 6823 and encodes 2252 amino acids. The record is from RefSeq and is a predicted model, not a curated record.